AUGGGCGUCCCGCGCACGGCUGCUGGCGAAGCUGCGUCCUUAUGCCGUGGCGGGUGCGACCGAGGCAAAGUUGAGCAGGCUGGAAAAGCACCUGUGACGUUCUUGCCCGAGGUCUGCGGCCAUGUUCGGGGCUUCGCCCCGGCGGAGCUUCGCCUGGUCUUGGCCGCUUUUGCAGGCCACGGGCAGGCGCUCUGGCUAAGGCCGAACAAAGAUGACGCCUACGAGGACGCGCCAGAAACUGCAGUGACAUUGCAGGACCUAGUCUUGCAGCUACUCGUGGGGGGCUCCCGGCUCGGCAACCCGCAGCAGCUACUCGAGACCGGAGAGGCUGUCUCCAUGCACGCUCCCUGUACCUCGCGCUUGGCGUCCGAGUUUUGGGUGGUCUUCGCGGAGCGAGUGACCCGCUUGGCCGGCUCCGAAAGCUUAGAGGGACAGCAGAUGGCCUGGGUCUUCUCCACGUGUGCACGUUGGACGCGGCGAUGCUUCGCGGUCGCUUCGCCAAGCUGGGGUCACAUGAUCCGAACCAUCGGGGGCAGACUGGCGGAGCCGGAGAACUUGAGCAAGCUUGAACUGCCUGAGGUGGUUGCACUGGCCAAAGAUGCCGCACACCUCGGAGAGCCCCAGCCAAGGCUCGCUGCUGCCGUCGGCCGUCGGGUUGGCUUGCCGGAAAGCCGUGGGAGGGACCGCGGCAUGCAUGACCUGAGCCCGCAAGACCUGAUCGACCUCAUCGGCGCUGCCGGGUCGCUCGGUGGCCGGCUGCACAUGAUGACCCGGGCCUUCUCGAACCAGUUGGAACCAAGAAUGCCGGAACUGCCCACGUCUUCGUUGGCCCAGCUUUGCUCGCACUUGGGAGCCCUGAAUAUGUUUCCGCAGCGUCUCACUGCGACCCUCGAGAACGUGCUCGCCGAACGGCUAAUCCAGGAGCCGCUGGAGGCUGCCUCGGCGCUGAAACUCCUGCGCGCCUUUGGCCGACUGCGCUGGCGUGCUCCUGGAGUGCUGGGCCCCGUGCUGGCGUGCCUGAAGAAGCCUACAUCUAUGGAUGCCCUGGGCGGUGCCGCUCUGGGAAGCCUUCUCUACGAGCUAUACAGGCUGGACAUCUGGGACGAGGAAGCAGCCAGCGCGGCGUGCCAAAGGCUUCGCGGUCCCCCACUGGACAGCGACCAGGACGACCCCCGGAAUGACGCCCUGCACAUGGUGUCCUCGCUGCCCUGCAAGACGGCGGCCAACGUACUUCUUGCCAUGAGCUACUUCGCGGUUCCGGACAAGGAUCUCCACAGACGCCUCGUCCAGGAGCUUCUUCGUGCAAAGGACCUGCCUCAGGAAGCCAUGUACCAGGUGAAGACUUUCGAGAUGGCGAUCCGUUUGGGCCACGCUGCAGUUUCUCUCCAGGACCUGGGCGGUCUGGCCGCGCGCUGGCUCUUCAGUGUGCGCGGCGCCGCGGGCGCACCGGAGAUGCGGGGAGAGUCGGCCUUCGCAGAUGAGGUUUCCCAGGUGGCGAGGAACAUCUCCUGGCACCACCGCGCGGAGGUGGAAGUGGGCCCGUACAUGCUCGACUUUGCUGCGGUGAGCACGGACGGGCAUGACCAGGAGAACCCACCGGACGGCUGGGACGAGAACAAGCCUGGACGCUCGCUGGCUCGGUACUGCGUGGCUGUGGAGGCGGAUGGGCCCACGCACUUCUACAGGCCGCACGGAAAGCCUUGGCAUUGGACCUCCACCUCCAAACUCCGCCACCGCCUGCUGUCGGCCAUGAGAAUCCGGGUGGCCCACGUGCCUUUCUUCGACUGGCUGCAGCUGGAAGGACUUGCCCAAAAGGAGGCCUACUUGACCGAACUGCUCCUCAAGGUGCACAGCAGCCCCUUCCCUUCACUGAAGCUCGAGGCCCCGGCAGGUGCUGAGCCAACCGAGCCGCCCAAUGCCAAUGCGAUUGGGGCGGAAAGGACCAGAGGUAGCUACAUCCGGCGGAAGGCAUCCUUGUUCGCCUUGUUGCUCUUCGAGAUCUGCUGCACUUGCCAGCCUGGGCUUAAGACAUCCAGCGAAGCCGUGGCGAUCUUUUGCAAGGGCAUUGCUCUCCUGCAGAUCCGCAGGAGGAUCUGCGAUGAUAGGUGUGUCGGGCCCUGGAGCUGGCCCAGCAUUGCAGGCCCUGUCAACGUACAUGUCGAAAGCGUCAAGCUGGCGAAGAAAAGUCGCCUCUUUUCAGAGGCAUUCCAGUGGAUCGACACCUGGCUUGACGAGCUGAAGGCCUUUUGGGGGUAUCUGGUACUCGCCUUUUUGCCGCAAUCGCCGGGCCUGGAUUCCCUGGACGCCUGCCCCUCCGGCACGGCUGAGUGCUAUGCCAGAGUUACAGACGAUCCCUACGAAGAGGACCUCUUCCUGCUGCAGCAUUCUGCAGCCGUGCGCGAGGCGGACGAGAUCAAUGCAUCGAAGGCCGCCUUGCGGACCGUUGGCCCCGAGCCGGACUCGACAGAGGGGCCCCUCGUGCGGCUCCUGCACCUGAUAACAUCGAUCCGUCAUCGCGCGGCCGCCCGCUGGGGCUGGGGAUCCUCAGAUCCCAAGCCGCCCUCACCAGAAGAGGAGUGCACCUCAGGACUUUUCUUCAAGUAUUCGGACGUCAAGCUAGAGGAAAAUCUGGAAGCUACCUUCAGUCUCCACUCUCAUGGAGCAGACUGCAGCAGCAAUAGCGCUUUCGGCCCCAACGAGUGCUGCCUACAGUUCGGGACUGACAUUGGCGUAACCAUCCAGGCUGUUCUCCCACAGAAUCUUACCAAGGAUGCGGUAAUGCAUACGCGCGUCUCAGCCUGGUAUGGAUGGAUCCCGCUCUGGGACUCAAUGAGCUGCAAAAUCUGCGGUGAGCCCUGCAGAGCUUGCCCCUCCAUCAGCCAGUACUUGCCUUCCCUGUUUCCAUGCGAGCCCACGCCCAUGCCGGACUGCCCGAUCCCGGCCGGAUCGGUGACAAAUUCGGCCAAUGUGACGCUACCGCUGGAUGUACAACAGAAAGCCAAAGGAAGUAAGGCGACGGUCACAUACUCCCUAACACGUGCUGACGGAUCCGUCGUGACCUCUGGCGAAGUCUUCGGCAAGGUGUCGUAG
Molecule: messenger RNA, 3090 nt
Organism: Symbiodinium sp. CCMP2456
Lineage: Eukaryota; Dinophyceae; Suessiales; Symbiodiniaceae
Source: the annotation of a GenBank genome assembly